Molecule: messenger RNA, 504 nt
Organism: Triticum urartu
Lineage: Eukaryota; Viridiplantae; Streptophyta; Magnoliopsida; Poales; Poaceae
Source: RefSeq, a predicted model, not a curated record
UCUUCCUUCCAUCAACACAAGAUAGCAUCAGUUCAGUGAGACAGUUCAAGAAAAUUCCACUAGCACCAUACACAAGAAUCGCAAGUCAGUUUCCAGUGUCUAGCAGCGCAUCAAGACCAAGGAGAAGGAGAAGCGAUGGCUGGUCCGGCAAAGACAUCGUGGAUGGUGGCGAUGAGCGUCAGCGCCGUGGAGGCGCUCAAGGAUCAGGCCGGGCUCUGCCGCUGGAACUAUGCCCUCAGGUCCAUCCACCGGGCAGCCAAGGCCAACGUCCGUGGGGGCGCCUCGCAGGGCACCAAGCAGCUUCCGGCCUCUAUGGUGGAGAAGCGGCGAGCGGAGAAGGCGGAAGAGGGGAUGAGGACGGUCAUGUACCUUAGCUGUUGGGGCCCAAAUUAGGAGCUAGGGGUGUUGAGUUUGUUGCAGCUUGUGGUUAUGUGACAACCACAUGAUCUAUUGUAAAUACAGCACGAUGAUGAUGAUGAAAAUUUCGGCUAUGAGUUUACAUCA